AAACCUAUUUUCAAUUUACGAAUAAACAAAAUACUCGCUUGUCUAUUCCCACUUCGAUAUUUAAAUAUAUAAUUAUUUACGGCCAUCACGUUGUUGGCAAUUUAUUAGGGUAGUUUUUGUUAAUGUUUUAAUUAAAUAAUUUUAACAAAUAGGUAGAAAUGCGUUCAUUAAGAAUGUUAAUUAGUAUAAGUGCGUUAGUGGUGUGCUUGUCGCAAAUGACGAAGACCGAGAGGGAAGCGCUUGAAAUCGAAAGAAUAUUUGCGGCAUGCAAGAAAACAUCGCCAGACUUCGAUGGGUGUAUCAAGAGAGCUUUCAACAAGGUGCGACCCUAUUUUAAAAUAGGUAUCCCCGAAAUGGGCGUGGCUCCGUUCGACCCUCACUUCGCUCGGGAGGUGAAGCAGGUGCGCGCUAUCAACGGGGUCGGCUACACACUCACGCUGAACGACGUCUUUGAAAGGGGCUGGUCAAAUUCCGUUGUUACUAAAUACAAAACGGACUGGGAGAACCAGCGCAUAAUCUAUUCACAGUACUUCCCAGAAAAGUGGCUCAAUGGCGACUACGAGUUCAAGGGUGACGCAUUCGGCUUGGGCGUGCUCCGAUCUGGUCGGUGGAACAUGACAUUGCGCGACUACUCUCAAACGACGCGCAUCAAGCGAAACGGCACAGGGGUAGACGUGCACGUGGAAGUGGACCAUAUCGGCGACAUGGAGAUACAUGUGGGCAACCUCGUCCGGGGAAAUGGAAUACUCGGUACUUACAUGCAGCGCAUGUUGGACCGACUGAUCAAUGCCACAUGGAAGCCAGGCUUCGCAGUCAUUAGACCACUAAUUAACGACCUCGUCAGCACUGCCUUCACCGACAUCUGGAGCCACUCCUUCAAAGAUUUUCCCCUCGACAACUUCAUAAGAGACUGAUAUUGUUGUCUUGUUAAUAUUUAAGUUUUAAUUAAGUGUUGAAAUUGAAUAAGUGCCAGUUUGUGAAUACAAACGCUAAUAUAAUAAUAGAAUAAUUCGUCCACCUUAUAUUAAGGUUUAUGUACAUAUUUUGACAUUAAAACGUUUUGACCUUUAUCUAGUUCGUUUUUACAGAUGUAUAAUUAUAUAAAUUGUGAACUAGUUAAGCGUCUAAUUUGGUGUGGUUGUAGGACAGGGAGUUAUUACGGAAUAAAAGUCAGAAAUAUAUUACAUAUCUCAAUAUUAUAUUUAUUAAAAAAUAUAACCUAACUAUAUAUAUGACUUUAUAUUUAAAUUCAAUCAACAAAUAACUCGCACGUUCGUCGAAACUGGAAUAAUCAACCUCAGUCUUUCAACACAAAUGAAUACAAAUCAAACAGGCCUCACACCAACAACAAAUGGCGCAAACAAGCGUAUCGUUACUCCGAGCGUCCCCGCGCUCCCCCGCGCUCCCCCGCGCUCCCCCGCGUCCCUCCCGCGCUCACACACUAUAAAUACAUAUUUAACAUUGCACCUUCAAUUUGUUACAUUAAACCAGAUAAAGUAUUACACAAAACAUGCCGUCGAAAAGUCUCUGUUUCAUAUAACAACACUGGCUAGUUUGCAUCUUGGAGCAAACUUAGACUCGACUGGUUACAACCCGUUCAUUGACAAAGUUCACACUAGGCUACCUCGCGGAUUUAUA
This is a messenger RNA of Spodoptera litura, 1638 nucleotides long. It is a transcript of the gene Jhbp16, whose product is annotated as Juvenile hormone binding protein 16. Gene Ontology annotation, biological process: multicellular organismal reproductive process. The record is from RefSeq and is a predicted model, not a curated record. Lineage: Eukaryota; Metazoa; Arthropoda; Insecta; Lepidoptera; Noctuidae.